GUGGAGGCGCGAGGGGCGGGGCGGGCGGGUGGCACUGCGGGCCCGCGGCUCGGGCGGCUCCGGUGGCUCUGGCGGCUCCCGCUCGCAGCUCGGGCUCAGUGCCUGCCGGCGCCCGCGGGCCGGAUUGCCGCCCUGCUCGGCCCAUGCCCAGGGCUACUGCUCCCUCCGCCGGCGCCCGGGGGGCCGCGGCGGCCGUGAGGUGGGGGCGGCCGCGGGAGGCGGCGGGGCCGGCCGCCGGCGCAGGGUCCGGGGGCGCAGCGCGGCGGGCGUAGGUCUAUGUCGCGGGCGGCGGCGGCGGCGGCGGCCGCGGAGGGACGAUGCGCGAGUACAAAGUGGUGGUGCUGGGCUCGGGCGGGGUCGGCAAAUCCGCCCUGACCGUGCAGUUCGUGACCGGCACCUUCAUCGAGAAAUACGACCCCACCAUCGAGGACUUCUACCGCAAGGAGAUCGAGGUGGACUCGUCGCCGUCGGUGCUGGAGAUCCUGGACACGGCGGGCACCGAGCAGUUCGCGUCCAUGCGGGACCUGUACAUCAAGAACGGCCAGGGCUUCAUCCUCGUCUACAGCCUCGUCAACCAGCAGAGCUUCCAGGAUAUCAAGCCCAUGCGGGACCAGAUCAUCCGAGUGAAGCGGUAUGAGAAAGUGCCAGUCAUCUUGGUUGGGAACAAAGUGGACCUGGAAAGUGAGAGGGAGGUGUCAUCCAACGAAGGCAGGGCCCUCGCCGAAGAGUGGGGCUGCCCCUUUAUGGAGACUUCUGCCAAGAGCAAAACGAUGGUGGACGAACUCUUUGCCGAAAUCGUGAGGCAGAUGAACUACGCCGCGCAGCCUGACAAAGACGACCCGUGCUGUUCUGCCUGUAACAUCCAAUAGCGUCCGAUGCGGCCGCCCCGGUCGGGCCUUGCCUGCUACCGCAGGCGAGGGCGCACCUCGUCCGCGCGACUGCGGAGUCCGCAGGGUGUGGGGGGUGACUCUGCAGUGCAACGGCCGCCCUCGUUGGGCGUCGAGCAGUGAUUGUCAGUUGAGGUCUCUGAGUACCACUUGGGGUCAGUACCUACAGUCUUCACCGUUGUCCUCGGCCUCCUGGACGCACCUGCAACUUGAAGGCAUAGCCAGUCUACAGGGUGAUCUCCUUCGGAAGCUGUGGUGGCAUUGUCACCGAGUUGACAGAAGCAACUAUUGUAUAAAUUCAAAAUAAUCAUGAGAGAGAAACCGGAAGAAUCCCUAUGACCACUUGCGGUUAAGAUAUUUUGUCUUCUUUGAAAAAAAAUAAAUAAAUAAGUAAAGGAGAAAUAUUUUCCUACGGAGAGUACUGAAAUUUCAGGACUUGAGAUAGUGCUUCUAACCAAUGUAUUCCGUCAAGUCAGUAACAGCUGACCUGCCAACGGCAUUACAGGGAGAGAUUCUUUCCUCAGCUGACGCAUUUCUGUUCCUCAAAAUUGAUGCUUAACUGUAGAUGUUAUCCUAACGUGUGACGCAGAACUAACUCGUGCAUCGAUCCUUGCUAGAGCAAAAAAAAUCAGAACAGGUUGUGUACGAAUACGAUCUGGCUUUCGAAUGUGUUAAAUCACCUGCUUUGCCACCCAAAAUGGAGGCUCUCACUAGGGUUUGAUCCGAAUUCAACCCCCAAGCCCACCCUCUGUUAACAAAGCGGGCAUGGUCUUAAUUGACAAGAAGAAAGCGAUGUGAUGGGAAGAUUGCCUCGCCUUACUCACAAGAAGCGUUCUGGUAGAUUAACUAGUACCAUCGUGUAAGGAAAAUGAAGCCAUGUUGCAUCCACGUGUUCCCGUUUGCAGAAACCUCACAGGACAGUACACACAUCUUGCAUUUUUUACGUUCGUUAAAGCAGCAGACCUUCUUGCCUUUAAGGGCUCUGGUUGUGGUGUGAUUCUUGGCUAACCUGCUUUCGAAAUCACGUUUGCUAUAGCAGAGCUUUAUUGCAGGCAUCUAAAAAUUGAAUAACCAUGUGAAAUAAUUUGGGCUUAAAAGUAGAACAUAAAUUAUAGAGUGGAAGGUAAGGGACAAAAAAAAACCAAAAACAAAAACAAAAAAAAACACAACCCUUUUAUCUUUAAUUUUCCUGGGGAAUUCUAUAAAGAUUUUCUUAUAACAAUUUUGCCCUGAUUACUGAAGUGGCAAAUAAAGCUAGAGAGAAUAUUUUCUUUUGAAAAGGUGCUCAAGCUCUGACAUUUUGGGUUUUCAUAGCCGUGAAGUAUUUAUCAUUUGCAUGACUAGUGGCACAGGAAAAACCUAUUCGUAGGUUUUACAAUCAAGUGCAGAAGGGUUUUGAGCAAACUUCAGAGCUGUAAAUGCUGAAGAGAGUAUCCUGAGCGAAUCCUCUGGAGAUAGAUUUGGCCUUCAGAACUGCAAUAGCGCUGAGCCUGCGAUCUGCAUCCUGCCCCACACUUUGUUGCUUUCACACACUUGGGCAAGUAACCGCUGGUCUUCUGUGGGUACCUGAGAGAGGAGCGUGUGUUUGCGUGUGCAUGUGUGUUUAUUGUUCCUGAGAAUUUGGCACAAGUCAGAGAUCAUUGCCUACACUGAGCAUCCCUACUGCAGAAUAUAGUGUAUCAAAAACAUUUUUUAAAUUAUUUGCGUGUUUUUGACACUUUCUGAAAUCCUUGGUAACCCCCAAGUGUUUAGUGAGCUGGCAUUAAGCUUAGCGGAUAGCAGAAAGGUGGAUAGUACUUUUCAUAGGUGAGAAAACAGAGAUAUGUGGAUCCAACCAGGCUGUGAUUGUUAAAAAUCUUUGAAUUGUGAAUAUUUGCAUUCUUCAAUAUCGGUUUUUGUUUUUGUUUUUGUUUCUUUUAUAACCCCCAAUUGUGAAGCACCUUGUUUACAGGAUGGAAAGUUCUAACCCAUUUUACUGAAACAGAUUUCAGUAUGUAACAGUUGAUUUGACUCCAAACCUUUAGAGAAACCAGAGAUUCAAGAAGUACGAUUUAUCUACUGAAAAAUAGAAAUAUUUGUUAGUGAAUCAGUUGAGACUUGAAGCGUCUAACUUCUCAGAAUGAUUGUUUUUUUAGAAUUCCAUAUUUAACAGACAACUAAGAGCACAUAUUAAAAACAUCUAUAAAGACUCUACAGUUUUACACUACGGAUUGCCAUGCAGACAAGAAAAAGAAGUCAAAUAUGAAAAGUAUGGCAAAAUGUAAGGUGGAAAGAUUAAAAAUCCGGAUUUUCGUCCCCCGUGUUUGCGUCAGACAGUAAGGUGGGUUUUCGCUGUAAAGAUGUUGGUAAGAACCGAUUUGGCUGCCUGAUCAGCGUCUGCACACAGCCCUUCAUAUUUAGUGACAAAGCAUCAAAGAUAUCCAGAAACAUGGGAACCCUCUUGUGCUCUUAACUGUUGGUAUUUCAUCUGGUAUGAAUAUAACUCGGUUUGAAUGAAUGUGUUUGUUGAGAUGUUAAUAACAAGCUUAAGAACGGGAGGAUUGAAUUUGUUGGCACACAAAUCAUCGUGGCUACAGAGAAAAGUUGGUGACCUUGUGUCGCUAUUUAUUUUAUGCCCUGAUCAGACUAGCACCUAGAUAAGUGAAAGUUUUUCUAACAUGCCUUAAAAAUGUUAUGGUUUGAUCCAAAGACCCACUUUUUCUUUAGCUAUUUGUGAUAAGCUUUUUCCUUUGUUUUCCUUUUGUGUUGUUUUACUUUCAACACAGGCAGCGUUUUUUAAGUUCUUUUUUUUUCCCCCUUUUAUGUUGCAGCUUUUUGGGGGGGUUCUUUUUCAAGCUGUGAUAGUGAUGGUAACGGAUGCCUUUCAUUUUGUUCAAUUUACAACAUACACGCCAGCAUCGGAUCAAAAGCGUUACGUAAAAUCUUCCUUAAACUAUCGAAAGGUGCUCCGUGAUCUUUUCCUUUGGUUCGUAGAACUAGAACUGAAUUUUUGACUAAGUGCUAGAAUUGCCGUCACUCUUCUGUGGAAAAACUACUGAUAUUUUAUGCUUUUCUUUGUGAAGAAAUGUUGCCUAAGGAUGUCUGCUGUGUGUUUUCAGGAGUUUUCCAAUGGGAAUGUUGUCCGUGUAUGUCUGAAUGUGAAAGUGCUUAUUUUGUUUGUUGCUGUUGGUUUUCCGCUGUUUUGUUUUGGUUUUUAGUUGUUCUUCUCACUAGCCUUGUGUUCACACUGGUAAGCUUUACCUGUCUCCUUGGCCAAUCAAACGUUUGAGACUAUGGGGGUCUUUUUUUUUUUUUUUUUUUUUUUUUUAAUUAACGUGUCAUUGUGCAUCUAUUAAAUCUUGAUCAGGGUUUCAAGAAUGACCGCAGUGGGUUUUGGAAACAGACUUAUCAUUAUUGAUUUGGGGUUUCCCAGAGAUAUAGUUCACAGUUCAUUGUUGAGCUCUAAUACAACUGACCAUUUAAAAUUGAACAACAGUUUAUUGUUUUGUAACAAUGUCAGUUGUUAAACCUUGACAUUUCGAUUAAAACAUGGAUUGUAGUUAUAACUCAAUGCAAAUUCAACAGUUGUAUUUGGAGUUAAAUUAUUUUAACAAAUAAAUUUAUUUAAUGAAACUUCCUCUG
Molecule: messenger RNA, 4508 nt
Organism: Leopardus geoffroyi (Geoffroy's cat)
Lineage: Eukaryota; Metazoa; Chordata; Mammalia; Carnivora; Felidae
Gene: RAP2A
Product: RAP2A, member of RAS oncogene family
Exons: 2
Coding region: 318-869 (183 amino acids)
Biological process (GO): negative regulation of cell migration; Rap protein signal transduction
Cellular component (GO): plasma membrane
Molecular function (GO): GTP binding; GTPase activity; GDP binding
Source: RefSeq, a predicted model, not a curated record